AUGCUCGAAGAGCAGAGGGGCCAGCGAAAGGCCUCUGGUGUGGUGGAGACACAAGGGGCGGGGGGGUGAGCAGCAAGGUGGGGCGCUGUGGACAGGGACUGCUACACCAUCUGAUGAAGAGCGAGUACAUGAUCUUCAGGGACACCUAACAGCACCACCACCAGCGCGUCCAGCCCCCCUUCGCUGCCCAUUUCAUCCCCAACCCAACUGGUAUUACGCUAACGUCGGGCUCGAGACGGACCGACGCGGGCGGACAGCCGAGGAGUGGCCGCAUGGUCAGACACACACACACACACACACACACACAGCCAGCAGAGAAAGACAUAUGGAUAAAAGUCUCAUGUGUCCGUGUUUGUGCCCCGUUCUCUCGGUCUGUGUAGGAUGUCGUGUGACCUGAUAGAGCGUCCGCCGUACUGGUACUGGCACUUCUGCCAGACCAAGCAGGCCCUCCGGUUCAUCGGUGCACGGAUCGACUUGCUCUUCUUCGCCGGCUCAGGCCGCGAGAACCGCCAACGAACACGCAUCGCUGGCGAAAAGCACCGGCAUCUCCUACAGAUCGGUGCGCACUCAUUCAUUGGGGCACACAACAACAGCAACAGCACCACCACCACUCCGUUUCUCCUCGCGCUGUCUGUCUGUCUGUCUAUCUGUCUGGCUGGCUGGGGUGCAGAUGUUCACGACGCAGAAGCUCAUCGACCGCUACCGUGAGCUGGUCAACGCCGGCGACAUCGCGCCGCCCUACGGGUGGGUGCAGGAUCCCUCCACCCUCCCACAGCAGCAGCAGCCGGCCAUCACCGAGGCAUCCGCUGACCUAGAGGACGUCACAUCGCGACCCGACAGGGACGCUGACGCCACACCCACCACCCGCACCCAUCACACGUCGCUCCCCGUGGCACCCCGCCCGGCAGCCGAUCAUCAGACUGGGAAUGGUGGGGGCGAGGGGGGCGGGCGGUGGCCUUGGGAGCAACACCAGGGGCCCUUCGGACGUAACGACCAACUACGAGUGGAACAGCCGCGUGACUGGCCGCAGUGAGUCGGACUACGUGUAUGCCCCCGACACACAAUUCCACGGCGAUGUGCUCGUCUUAGAGGAGCGCAGCUCCCAGCGGUGCCGCGACGUCGACCAGCUCAGCAACCGCAGCGAGCACGCCGAGCGCCAGGUCGCCGAGCGCAUCGAUCACCACGCCAUCGAGGGGUGGAGGAGGCGACUUGAUGACGCUCAAGCAGGAGCAGGAGCAUCCCCUGCCUAG
Molecule: messenger RNA, 1250 nt
Organism: Vitrella brassicaformis
Lineage: Eukaryota; Vitrellaceae
Source: the annotation of a GenBank genome assembly